Molecule: messenger RNA, 1882 nt
Organism: Nasonia vitripennis (jewel wasp)
Lineage: Eukaryota; Metazoa; Arthropoda; Insecta; Hymenoptera; Pteromalidae
Exons: 5
Coding region: 1263-1565 (100 amino acids)
Source: RefSeq, a predicted model, not a curated record
AUUUCACCAAGUUUUAAGUUUAUAUGUCAAUAUCACACAAAAUAAAUAUUAAAUUACAUGAUUUUGAGACAUUAAUCAAACUUUGUUCAUAUAAACUUGAAAUUGUAUUAAAUGAGGGAUAGUUAAAAUACGUAAGGCAGCUAUUGGAUUCUGACACCGAGGCGAAAUACAUAAAUAUAGCUCAUCAAGAUGACGUCACUAUCCCAGCGAUUAACAUGGAGUCAAAUGUAGCAGAUUUAGUUUUCUGUUAAAAAAAUAAUUUCUGUGUCAAGUAUUUGCGAUCGACAGUAACGUAUUGAUAAAUGGCAAUAUUAUAUAGGUUGUAGUCAUCGCGUGAAAAGGUCCUGCAGGUGAAAAAUGUCUAUACAUCUACUAAAACGACAGAGAAUAACCACACUUUUUUCGAUACCUGGCUUGCAAAAAUAUCAAAAUUUUUCACAAAAUCCAGUGAGAAUUUUUUUAUUUUUCUCCGUUGUUAAUGCUCAAAGCGAUUUUCUGUGCAUUAAACAGAUCUUUUUAUCUAAGAUUUUAAUUCUUGUUUUCUCUGUUCCCACAAUUUCCCACUGUACAAGAAUUGUUAACAGUAAUUAUUAGUACUUUUUCUAUGUUGUGUAAACUGUCUGCUAUCCACCGCACUUAUGUUAAUAAUAAAAAUCACGAAUUCAUCUUAAAUUGCUAUACUUCGUAAUAAUUUUGUCUGAAAUCGUCUAGUUUUACUGAUCACAGCGAGAUUAUGGGCAAGUGUGUUAGAUACCAAUAUUGUAGUUUAUCUUAAUUUUGUUUUUAUAAUUUGUUAAAAGCAGAUCAGUUUCUUUUAUUGUCCGCUAUUUUGUGGCGGGAAAUCCGGAUCUGAAUUUACUUUCGGACCUCAUUACCAUAUAACUUAUGUAUUGCAUUGCAGACAAAGAAUAAUUGAUUAUCUGACAAGAAUAAAUCAAUAAAAGAAAAAAUAGUUGAAGAUUAUAAGCUUAAAAAAUUUCUCUCAACGAGAAGCCUAUUAGCAGCGAAAAAAAGGGAUAAAUUACAAGUCGCAAUAACAACCAAUGGUGAUUCAAAUGGUGAUGAUGAUGAAACUCUUGCUAGCCAUGAGCCUUAAAAUCUUUCGGAUCAAGAAGAGGAAGCAAAUAAAGAGAAUCAAGGCACUAUGACCGAAAAUUAAACUAAUGCGCAGAGUAAUAAAAGUAAACCAAACAUCCAAAAAAGGAAGCCAAAGAAAUAUAAAAUAGCGGAAAAAUUCGAGCUUAACAUAGGACACAAGAGAUAUGAAGAGCUGCACGAAGACGAUAUAUUUAGGAUUAGAUGUCUCAGUAGACAAAGAAAUAUGGAGAGAAAUGAAUAAGAGAAAACCUAAAAAUUCUACGAUCUUUUUGAGAGACUUAAUGGAACUUAUAUGGCCUGAAAACGAACUAAAAAAUAAAUGUCUUAAAUUACAUCUUACCUCGUUUCGAUACACUGGGGAUGAAAGAAUGGAGUCCGAGCCAGAUCGAAUGCAAUUACUCAAAGCUAAGGUGCCAAUUCACUUAUCUCGUCACUACACAGUAGUUGUUAGUAAAAAAGAAAAAUAAAAGACAAGGACACUGUCGAGCUUCUAAUGAACACAAUGAAGCCGUAUAUCAGUCAAAAACUACAAUACCUACGAAAAGGGCAUUUAGCUGGUAUGAAGAAAAACCAAGAAUAAAUAUUGCUUCCUAAUAAAAUCUUAAUUUACAGUAUGUAAAAUAAAACACGAGUUAAUUUAAAAAAAGUUUUUUAAUCCAGAAUAAAAUAGUAAAACUUCUACUUUUAUUGGCUAUCUUGCGUCGUGGUUAUUUGCGAAUCUCCGAGCCUUUCUUCCAGGCCCCAUCCUACUAGUCUUAUUCUUCAUCGGCAGCUAUAGUUUGCU